Rhinolophus ferrumequinum (greater horseshoe bat) is the source of this 751-nucleotide messenger RNA. It is a transcript of the gene H1-4, whose product is annotated as H1.4 linker histone, cluster member. The record is from RefSeq and is a predicted model, not a curated record. The transcript has a single exon. Gene Ontology annotation, molecular function: DNA binding; structural constituent of chromatin. Gene Ontology annotation, biological process: nucleosome assembly. The coding region runs from base 55 to 711 and encodes 218 amino acids. Lineage: Eukaryota; Metazoa; Chordata; Mammalia; Chiroptera; Rhinolophidae. Gene Ontology annotation, cellular component: nucleosome.
CCGGCCAGUGCCUCUGCUUCCGACUCGAGUUCUCUCCGCACGCCCGCCCGCAGUAUGUCCGAGACCGCACCCGCAGCGCCUACCGCCCCGGCCGCCGCCGAGAAAGCGCCGGUGAAGAAGAAGGCCCGCAAGGCUGCUGGCGCCGCCAAGCGCAAGGCGUCUGGCCCCCCGGUGUCUGAGCUCAUCACUAAGGCCGUGGCCGCCUCAAAGGAGCGCAGCGGCGUGUCGCUGGCCGCGCUCAAGAAGGCGCUGGCGGCCGCCGGCUACGACGUGGACAAGAAUAACAGCCGCAUCAAGCUGGGUCUCAAGACCCUGGUGAGCAAGGGCACCCUGGUGCAGACCAAGGGCACCGGCGCCUCGGGCUCCUUCAAACUCAACAAGAAGGCGGCCUCCGGGGAGGCCAAGCCCAAACCCAAGAGGGCGGGCGCCGCCAAGCCCAGGAAGGCUGCUGGGGCUGCCAAGAAGCCCAAGAAGGCCGCGGGCUCGGCCACCCCCAAGAAGAGCGCCAAGAAGACCUCGAAGAAGGCGAAGAAGCCGGCGGCAGCUGCGGGAGCCAAAAAGGCGAAAAGCCCUAAAGCGAAAGCAGCCAAGCCCAAGAAGGCGCCCAAGAGCCCCGCGAAGGCCAAAGCGGUGAAGCCUAAGGCGGCCAAACCGAAGGCCGCUAAGCCCAAAGCUGCGAAGCCAAAGAAGGCGGCGGCCAAGAAGAAAUAAGUUCCUUUGGCCAACUGUUAAAAGCUCAACACAACCCAAA